CUCGCAACGGCUUCAAUGCCCGCACAAGCCGUUCAACCUUCAACCACUUCCUUCUUUAACUUCUCCCUCUUCUUCUUCUUUAAAUCCUCCACUACAGAUCGGCGCUUCGAAAUCUUCCCGGCGACCAGACCAAUUGAGCCACCUCAACCUCAUUCCUCCAUUAUCUUCUUCGUCAGCUCAGGCAUAUAUAUAUAUAUAUGUAUGGCCGCCGCGGAUGGGUUUUUCAGGGGUGUGUACGAAGGAUGUAUUUCCGGGCACGAUAACGACGUGCAACGGCGGCCGUACCACCGGAACUGUGGCUGCGCAAUACACGAUAAGUCAUCGUCGCCGAAAGCGAGGUGUAGCCACAGGGGAAAGAGUAACAAUGUGUCGUAUCCUUUAAGGAGGGCUUGGAGUGAGAGCUGCUUGGCCAUGGCUGCUUCUGCUUCUUCUGCUUCUGCUCAUUCGUCUCCUUCUCCUUCUUCUUCUCCUGUUGCCGCUGCUACCACUCUCGGAAAGUGUAGUCGGCCUCUUCAUCAUCAUCAAAUGGGAUUGACUGAUCUCCAAGAGGAAGAUUAAUUCAUUGAAGUGAUAUUACUUUACAUGAUGUUAUUGAAGGUUUGAAGAAAAACGAUAUAUAUAUAUAUAUAUAUAUAUAAUAUUACUUUUUUGAUAUAUAGAA
Prosopis cineraria is the source of this 661-nucleotide messenger RNA. RefSeq lists its product as uncharacterized. The transcript has a single exon. NCBI's taxonomy places the organism in Eukaryota, Viridiplantae, Streptophyta, Magnoliopsida, Fabales, Fabaceae. The record is from RefSeq and is a predicted model, not a curated record. Bases 16 to 558 code for a protein of 180 amino acids.